AUGCCUCACCACGGAGCAUCUCCCACUCCAUCAGAAGGGGAGAUUGAUAUCCUAGGCUCCCUCUACCCCGGCGACGAUGGUGACCAAGCCGUCCCGACGAAUCAAGAUGUCGACUUUGAUAACCUGAUCAAUGGCCCGACGGGGGAUGAUUCCGAUGGAGAUGAAGCCUUUAUCGCGCUGCAGCAAGCUGCCUCUUACCGCAAAGCGUCUAACUUGAAGGGGAAAACGGUGAAGAAAGGCGGAGGCUUUCAGGCAAUGGGUCUAAAUGCAAACCUUCUCAAAGCCAUCACACGAAAGGGAUUCUCGGUCCCGACCCCGAUUCAGCGAAAAACGAUCCCUCUUGUUCUCGACAGGCGAGAUGUGGUCGGCAUGGCUCGAACAGGUUCCGGAAAGACGGCGGCGUUCGUGAUCCCGAUGAUUGAGAGGCUGCGAGCGCACAGCGCCAAGAUUGGCGCUCGGGCUCUCAUCAUGUCCCCCUCCCGCGAGCUGGCCAUCCAAACGCUCAAGGUCGUCAAGGAAUUCAGCCGAGGAACCGAUCUCAAGUGCGUGUUGCUGGUUGGUGGUGACAGUCUGGAGGAGCAGUUUGGAUUCAUGACGGCGAACCCCGACAUUGUGAUUGCAACCCCCGGUCGAUUCCUUCAUUUGAAAGUCGAAAUGUCGCUCGAUCUCUCCUCUAUUCAGUAUGUGGUUUUCGACGAAGCUGAUCGGCUUUUCGAAAUGGGUUUUGCUGCCCAAUUGACCGAAAUCCUCCACGCUCUACCUCCGUCCAGACAAACACUGCUAUUCUCUGCAACUUUACCAGCGUCUUUGGUGGAAUUCGCCCGCGCCGGUCUUCAGGAUCCCAGCCUCAUCAGACUGGAUGCAGAGACAAAGGUCUCCCCAGAUCUGGAGAGCGCAUUCUUUUCGGUCAAAGGUGCCGAGAAGGAAGGGUGCCUCCUGCAUAUUCUCUACGAUAUCAUCAAAGUGCCACUGGGUCCCCCGGCCACGGCAGCCGAUACCGAUGACAAGGGUUCCAAGAAGCGAAAGCGAGGGCCUGAGAAGCCAACAGAGCACUCGACAAUCGUCUUCACGGCUACGAAACAUCAUGUCGAGUAUGUUGCCACUCUACUUCGAGAAUCAGGAUUUGCCGUGUCCCACGUAUACGGUUCCCUAGAUCAGACAGCCCGUCGAAUCCAAAUCGAAGAUUUCCGGAACGGCAAGACAAACAUUCUCGUUGUCACAGAUGUCGCCGCUCGUGGUGUCGAUAUCCCAGUGCUCGCCAACGUCAUCAACUACGAUUUCCCAACCCAGCCCAAAAUCUUCGUCCAUCGAGUCGGUCGUACCGCCCGUGCCGGCCGGCAGGGAUGGAGUUACAGUCUCGUAAGAGACAUCGAUGCCCCCUACCUCAUUGAUCUUCAGCUUUUCCUUGGCAAGAGGUUAGUUGUUGGCCGGGAGGAACCUGCGCCUUCUUUCACCGAAGACGUUGUGGUCGGCGCGCUGAAGCGAGACAACGUCGAAGUCAACGUCGAAUGGUUGAACAAGAUCCUCAAGGACAUCGAGGACAUCAACGCCCUCCGCAAGGUUGCGGGCAAGGCCGAGAAGCUCUAUAUGAAGACGAGAAACUCGGCGGCAAGCCAGAGCGUGAAGCGGGCGCGCGAGAUGGUAAAGUCCAACGGCUGGAUGCAGCUCCACCCCGUGUUUGGCGACCAAGACGCCGACGGGAGCGAGCAGGCGCGCGCAAACAUGCUGGCGGUGAUCAGCGGCUACAGGCCGAACGAGACCAUUUUCGAAGCCAGCCACGGUGACAAGGGGAAGAGCCGCGCCGCAGAAGUCAUGAGGAACAUAAGGCAAAAGAUUACGCCGAAGAACAGGGUCAAGGCGGACGAGGACGAGGACGAGGACGAGGACGAUGAGGAGUUUGAUGGAGUCACAACUAUGCAAAACGAAGACAACUCGGAUGAGGAGAUGGAAGAAGCGGGUAUCGGGGCUUUCGAUGACGAUGACGACGACGACGGACUCGAGGUGACCGUCUCGAACACCAGCGCCUCGAACAAGGGCAAGACGGACUGGCGAGACUCGGAGGUCUUCAUGUCCUACACGCCCCGCACCAUCAACUCGGCCGAGGAGCGCGGCUACGGCGUCCACUCGGGCGGCGCGGGCUCCAGCUUCGUCGAGGCCGCCCGUGACGCCACCAUGGACUUCACCAACGACGAGACGGCCAAGUCCUUCGGCGUCCCCACGCGGUCCAAGAUGCGCUGGGACUCCAAGUCGCGCAAGUACGUCUCCCGUGACAACGACGAGGACGGCUCCAAGGGCGCCAAGAUGGUGGUCGGCGAGAGCGGCGUCAAGAUCGCGGCGAGCUUCCAGAGCGGCCGCUUCGACAGGUGGAAGCGCGCCCAGCGGAUCGGCAAGAUGCCCCGCGUCGGCGAGUUCGAGCGCCCCGGCGCCUCGAGCCAGCUGCCUUCCGGUGCGCGGUACAAGCAUAAGCAGGAGAAGGCGCCCAAGGAGGCGGACAAGUACCGUGAUGACUUCAGAGUACGGAAGAAACGGGUCGACGAGGCGCGGGAGAAGCGCAUCGGCAGGUUCAGAGACGGCGACGGAAGCAAGAAGGAGAUCAAGGGAAUUACGGAUAUCAGGAAGGCCAGAGACGAGAAAGACAGGAGGAAAGCAAAGAAUGCUCGCCCGUCUAAGAGGAAAUUUUAA
Messenger RNA from Clonostachys rhizophaga, 2682 nucleotides. The record is from the annotation of a GenBank genome assembly. Lineage: Eukaryota; Fungi; Ascomycota; Sordariomycetes; Hypocreales; Bionectriaceae.